This is a messenger RNA of Linderina pennispora, 1490 nucleotides long. RefSeq lists its product as uncharacterized. NCBI's taxonomy places the organism in Eukaryota, Fungi, Kickxellomycota, Kickxellomycetes, Kickxellales, Kickxellaceae. Gene Ontology annotation, molecular function: zinc ion binding; hydrolase activity. The record is from RefSeq and is a predicted model, not a curated record. The transcript is spliced from 3 exons. Bases 355 to 1458 code for a protein of 367 amino acids.
CGCAGAGCGACCUGCUGGUGAUCAACAAGACUGAUCUGGCUGAGGCGGUGGGCGCCGACCUGGGCGUCAUGCAGCGUGACGCUGACCACAUCCGCGACGGCGGCCCAGUCACCAUGGCGGUGGUCAAGCACGGCAAGAACGUCGAUGAGAUUGUCCAGCACGUUCUGGGGUCGUGGCAGGACUGCGUUCCUGGUGCCAAAAUCAAGGCGUAAAUGGUCGGUCAGCGCUGCCAGGUCUAGCUGACCCAGAGAUGUCCAGCCAUCGUCACCGCCACCAUCAUCUGACUCGUCAACAUUCCCACUCACCCAGGCUCUCUUCACUAUUUAAAUUCUAUUCACUUGAAUUCCUGGCCCAAUGUACAUUGGAAUCAUCGGCUCGAAGGCAAGCGGCAAGGAGGAAGUGGCACAGUACCUGGUCAGCCAGCACCAGUUCACGCGCCUGUAUUUGCGGCCUGGUGCACCGGCAUUGACGACCACCAGCACCGACGAGUCGCAAACCGAGUUCCAGUCAGCCAAGGACAUGCUGAGCUUCACCACACCACGCUGGCGGACCCGAUUUGUGACGACGGAUGUCACGGACCCAGUUGACCUGUACCUGCUGCUCAAGCGGCCAUUCUUCAUGGUGGUGGGCAUUGACGCACCGCUGGGGCUUCGGUACAGGCGGUACACCGAGCGAUCGAUGCGGCAGGCAGACCCUGUGAUGUCGCUGGACGAGUUCGUUGCGCUGGACGACAGCCUCAUGUAUGCAACGCCGCGGGGACCGGCUGCCACCCCGUCGCCCGGGCCGCUGGAGGUGCGGGACGAGGAGAAGAUGCCCAAGCAGCUGAUGUCGCCGAUUCUGCGCAGCGCCGACCCGUCGCAGGAGCUCAGCCUGAAGCGCAUGCUGGCGAGCGCCAACGUAUCAGUCACCAACACGUUCAGCAGCGUGAGUGAGCUGCAUGAGUACUUGGACAAGCUGGACCUGCUGAACAGCGAGCGGCUGCGGCCGUCGUGGGACACGUACUUUAUGCUACUGUCGGAGCUGGCGUCGCAUCGGGCCAACUGCAUGAAGCGCAAGGUGGGGUGCAUUCUGGUCAAAGACACCCAGAUCAUCGCCACCGGCUACAACGGCACUCCCAAGGGCAUCACCAACUGCAACGAGGGCGGGUGCCCGCGCUGCAACGCCGGCACGCCGUGUGGGGUGUCGCUGGAUCACUGCCUGUGUAUCCACGCCGAGGAGAAUGCUCUGCUGGAGGCUGGCCGAGGCCGUGUGCGCAACGCCCAGGGCGUGGUGCUAUACUGCAACACGUGCCCGUGCCUGGGCUGCGCAAAGAAGAUCGUGCAGGUCGGCGUCGGGACCGUGGUCUACUCCAAGGGCUACGGAAUGGACGCCCUGACCCUGAAGCUGUUCAAGGAGGCUGGCAUCGAAGUGCGCCAGCACACGCCGCCGACGCUCAGCAUGGAGAUCGGGUCGCCGUAGGACUCAGCUUUUUCACCAAUACACAUAUUUUA